CUUGCUCUAUUAUUGAAGUAUAAGAACUUACAGGUUCGUUUCUACUUGGCCUAGAGGCAACGCCGUCACCCUAGCACGCUACUGUCGGGGUUUGAAUCCUGGCGGACCAUGUUUUUUUAAUUGAAUUGUCGGGUUUUCGUUUCUCUGCUUAAGUUUUGUCGGCUUAUUUGCCAUAUCAUGGUUUUUGCUUGUGCUUUUUCGUUUCGACUCAACUUGUGUCUGCUCAAAGUUUGUUGGCUUAGUUGCCUUAUCACAGAUUUUUCUUGUUUUGUAAGCAAAUUUCAUUGAAGUUGCAAGUGCAUGUAUUGCAAGUGUUGUUCAAUGUUUUUUCAGGGGGUUUUGAAUUUUUUUGAAAACUUUUUUUAAGUAUUUUUUUCCGGCUCCACUUGUGUCUGCUCAAAGAUUGUCGGCUUUGUUUUCUUUUCGUAAGUUUUGUUCUGUUCUAAUUUAUAAUUCAAAUGUCUGGCGUUUUUGCUUUAAUUGAGCGUUUACCGAGAUGUACGAAAGUCUUAGGAGACUUCAUUUUUUUCUUUUUUCCAAAUUAUGUUUGUAAUGUUUGUAUUGUAUCGCAAGCAAUGCGAAGCUCCGCUUAGCCUCUGUGUUAAAAACUUGCUUUUAAGCACUGUUAGGAUCUUGUUAAAUAUCCUCACUCUCCUUUGGUACUUAUUUAAAUUAUCUCCCUAUAUAUGAAUUAUUCAACUUUUAAGCAUAUGCGAAAUUUUGUCCCCUAUAAUAAUAAUCAUUUCUCUUGCGAUUACUAUGUAAAUUUUUGCAUUAUUUGGUCAUACUGUAGUUUUGUUCACGUGAUUUUUGAAUUAGAAAGUGGAGUCAAUCGCUUUUAUCCUGAUUUUGAGAAACAGCUUCAAGCAAUGUGUUCAUGUAGGUUAUUUUUAUCGAUAAUGAAGACUUGAAAUCUGUCUUAGCUUUUAAGUAGUCUAUAAAUAACCGCGAAACUGAGUUUUUGGCAGUUUGUGGGUUUGUAGUUUUGCGGAAUAUUGAGUUUGUAUGCUCAUCGACCAUAUGAUUUUUCUAUUUUCUGGAACCUGUCGAUUGAAGGUAGCUUUUAAUAAGCCCCUUCUCCACUCGAGAAUAUUUUACCAAGUUAUUAAUAGAACUAAAUUCGAACUGUCUGAACAAAACCGAAGUCACCCAUAAGACCAAUUGAAAUAGUUGUUGUCUCUAUACUUUCUGUAGUUUUGUAGUAACAAUUACGCUAAGUUUUGUAGUGUGACAAGUUGCUGCGUUUGGUAGUAGUAGUUGCUACCACUUUUAUGGUAGCCAAGUUUGUUGCUCCAACUUAGGGGGUUGUUAAAUCUGCAAGGCCGACCCCAGUUAGUAUUUAAUAUCUUACUGAAAGUUAGGUUAAUUUGAAGUCUCUUCAAUUUGAAAAGUAACAUGGUAAAUUCGCACUCCUGCUAUAAGCAUUUAUAAAUGUGUGUAAAAAGUAGUUAUAAAAAUAGCUGAAGCCGAAUAUAUUCCCUAAAAGAACUUCCACGCUUUCCCAUUCUAAGCCAACAUUCUUUUUGUUCCUUAAUUUAAUCCCGUAUUCCAUUUCACGUCAUAAGCUUACAUGUACUGUUCCCUUCCUGACUGUUAAAAGUGAAUGAACUCUAUGUAUUUUUUUUUACUUACCAACCGAACGAAAUAUAAACUGGCUGACGCAAUGAAACAAGGACCUUAGAUAGCUACAACUUUAAUGACUCUGCUUUCUAUCUAACUUUGAUUGAAUAUAUAAUUAAUUAAUAAUUAUAAUCAUAAUAAAUUGUUUCCAAGUGAAGUCAUUGCACAAACAGAAUUAUAAGUGAAGAAUUCUUUUACAAAAUAGCUAGGUGUAUUUUGUUCAUGCUUGAUGUCGUUUUUCUUUCGUAUAAUUUACUCUCGAAUCUGUGCUUGCGUCAAAUGGACUUGAGGAUGCUUUUUUGAGUGACUUGGUGCAACAAUGAACUUGAUGCUCAUCAUAUCUCAACAGACCAAAAAUUUUAGAAAAAUUUGGACUUUUAUUCAAGUUUGCACCAAUUAGAAGUCUAUCUUGGACACUUUUGACCAAAGUUUUGGCAAUACAAUCGAAGUUUUGUGCAAACUAAUCCGAAGUGAAGCCACUAGUUAGUUUUCAUUACCCUUGGGUUUGCAUAUGCUGUAACUGAAUACCAAGAAUGAAAUCAGAAGAAGCAGCUUCGAAAUUGGAAAUGAAUUCGAUGGACUUGGAACAUCUCUUAGCACAGCCGCGUGUCAGUAUAUUCGGCUAUGGAUCUCUAGUAUGGAGACCUGCAUUCCAGUUUGACUCGUGGGAGCUGGGUUUCAUCAGAGGAUAUUCUAGAAGAUUCUGGCAGAUGUCAACUCAUCACAGGGGAACAGAAGACAACCCUGGCCGCGUGUUAACUUCGCUAGAAGAAAAAGACAGUCAAAUUUACGGAAUAACUUACCACGUGAGUGGUCGCGACAAAAUCCUGAAAGCUCUGGAGGCUCUCGGAAUCCGAGAAGUUGUUCUCGGGGGCUACAGCUCAAUGCUGAUGGAUUUCUAUCCCGCGUCUAACGAAUGGUGCAGUCGAAAACCGAGUUGCAAAGUCGUGUUGUAUAUUGCUCUUCCCUCCAACGAGUUAUACUGUGGAGAUGAAAGAGAAUCGGAGUUUGAUAUCGCCAAGUGUGUUUCGCAAUGCGAGGGGAUUUGCGGACCAAAUAGCGAGUAUAUUCUAAAACUGGCAGAAUUUAUGAGACGGAACUUUCCAGAUGUGAGUGAACCUCAUUUGUACGAAAUCGAAAGACAUCUGAGAGUUCUAAUUAACCAAAAGACUUCAAAACAUGUGCAAAAAACGCAGUCAUCUCCUAAAAACAUUUCCAUUUGUUCUGAACAAGAAGAUACGAACGGUUUGAGAACUCAAAUAGAGAGUUUAAGAUCUGCAAAAGUGAAGGUCGCCACCGCCUAGAAAUGCUAAUUGAUCUUGUUAACAACGCCCCCCCCCCCCGACCAGGGUUUCUGAUAAGUUUUCAAUACCCCUACUUAAACUGUUAAGUCAAGUCUAAAGCCUAAUUUAACAGCUAAGCAUACACCACGUAUUUUGCACCUUGUAAUGAAUGGACCUAGUUUCGUUCUUUUAAAUGAAGGGGGAAAUAGCUAAGAAGAUCAAUGCAAAGAGUACUUUUAAUCAUGUAGGGUAGAUGACUUAUACCCAUUAGUUGAUAGACGCCAUAAAAGUGCAGGGAUCCGCUUCCAAAGUGUCAGUGCUUUUUGUUCGGUGCUUAUGUUGAUGUAUUUGAGUAGCGUACUUAUUUAACUUAGCUUUUAUAUUUAACUGCGGUUGUCAAACUAAAUUAGCUCAAUAAAAUUGUAAUCAAACUAACUCUUUUGCUUAUGCAAAGCAGCUUUCGUGUCCUUUUUGUUUGUCUUUCCUUCAAGUCCUAUAAAUGUGGAUAGCAAAUUUUAUUUUAAGAAUUGAUUAAAUGCUGCAUUAAAACUAAAUUAUUCAAUCAGGCUUGGUUAAAACUCAAGAUUUUGUGUCAACACUUACGAUGAGCUAAUGUAUUGUAAUCGGCAACUUAACUGUUUCCCUGUGAACAUUUUUGGGGAGGGUUCUCAUGC
Messenger RNA from Symsagittifera roscoffensis, 3577 nucleotides. Its product is annotated as glutathione-specific gamma-glutamylcyclotransferase 1-like. Gene Ontology annotation, molecular function: glutathione specific gamma-glutamylcyclotransferase activity; gamma-glutamylcyclotransferase activity. Bases 2154 to 2924 code for a protein of 256 amino acids. The transcript is spliced from 2 exons. NCBI's taxonomy places the organism in Eukaryota, Metazoa, Xenacoelomorpha, Acoela, Convolutidae. Gene Ontology annotation, cellular component: cytoplasm. The record is from RefSeq and is a predicted model, not a curated record. Gene Ontology annotation, biological process: glutathione catabolic process.